AUGAAACUGUGGGCGAGGUCAGCUUGGCCUUUGCAGGUGGCCUUCCUCGUUGCCUUGGUGAUGCUCUGCGUUGACCCGGUGUCUGCUGGCAACCGUAACCACCGGGGACCGACAGUCUCAUACCAGGUGAAGCAGGGGACAUGUGAGGUGGUGGCCGUCCAUCGCUGCUGUAAUAAGAAUAAGAUUGAGGAGCGCUCUCAAACUGUCAAGUGUUCCUGUUUCCCGGGGCAGGUUGCUGGCACCACCAGAGCCAGACCGUCAUGUGUGGAAGCCUCCAUUGUAGCUCAGAAGUGGUGGUGCCACAUGCAGCCGUGUAUGGAUGGGGAGGAGUGUAAGGUCCUGCCUGACCUGACUGGCUGGUCCUGCAGCACUGGCAACAAAGUCAAAACCACCAAGGUCACACGAUAGCAAGAGAGCCACUGAGCCACGAGGAAAAGGAUGGAUGACUCACACAUAUUUACUGUACGACGGGG
This is a messenger RNA of Xiphias gladius (swordfish), 473 nucleotides long. RefSeq names its product TAFA chemokine like family member 4b (gene tafa4b). The transcript has 4 exons. The record is from RefSeq and is a predicted model, not a curated record. Gene Ontology annotation, molecular function: receptor ligand activity. The coding region runs from base 1 to 408 and encodes 135 amino acids. NCBI's taxonomy places the organism in Eukaryota, Metazoa, Chordata, Actinopteri, Istiophoriformes, Xiphiidae.